GUUGCCUUGUAAAAUGUAAAAUCUGUUGGCAGUAUUGUCUAGUGUCUAGUGAAUUUUGCAUUAGUUUUGAAAAUUUCUAUUUCAAAAAGUGGGAUAAUGAACAAUUUCUCAACAAAAACCAGUGAAGUACCAAAGAAACAAAAAAUUGGGAAUUUUUGCUUGGAAGUAAAGUCCAUUGUGAUUUGCAUUAUGCUUAUGAAAACAUUAGUUUCUGAUAAUGGCUCUGCGAGGCAUCAAAGUGUUAGAGUUGGCCGGUUUAGCCCCAGUCCCCUUUUGUGGCAUGGUUUUGGCCGAUUUUGGGGCUUCUGUUUUACGCGUAGACAAGGUUGGGGCUUAUACAGACCUUGACUGUCUGGGGAAUGGCAAAAAAUCAAUAGCCUUGAACUUAAAAGACUCAAAGGGAGUGGAAAUCCUGAAAACACUGGCUAAAACUAGCGAUGUCCUAAUUGAACCGUUCAGAAAAGGAGUAAUGGAGAGAUUGGGGUUAGGUCCUGAAACUCUCAUGAAGGAUAACCCGCGGUUGAUUUACGCUCGGUUGACAGGCUGGGGUCAGACGGGCAUAUACAGCACGAGAGCGGGGCACGAUAUAAAUUAUUUGGCUUUAUCAGGGCUGUUAUCACUUUUUGGGAGAAAAGGUGAAAAACCGAUCUUUCCGGUGAAUCUGGCGGCGGAUUUUGGGGGUGGUGGGUUGAUGUGCGCUUUGGGGAUUCUAUUAGCCCUCCACGAGCGUCAUUCGUCCGGUUUGGGGCAAGUUAUUGAUAGCAGUAUGGUCGAGGGGACAGCCUAUUUAGGGAGUUGGUUGUUUCGUUCCCAGAAACUCCCGAUAUGGGGGAACGAACGUGGAAGUAACCAAUUAGACACCGGUAGUCAUUUUUACGAAGUUUAUGAGACAAAAGACGGGAAAUUCGUGUCGGUUGGGGCUAUAGAACCUCAGUUUUACGAGGAACUGUUGCAAGGGUUGGGUUUAAGUUAUGACGAGGCGCCCCAAUUUGAUGAUUAUGAAAAAUUGAAAGUUUUAUUUGAGCAAAAAUUUAAAGAAAAGACACAAGAGGAGUGGUGUCGGGUUUUCGACGGGGUCGAUGCUUGUGUAGCUCCGGUUUUAACACUUGAAGAAGCUCCGAAGCAUCCUCAUAAUAAGGAAAGGGGGUGUUUUGGUAGCGUAGGCGAUGAUAUAAUCCCCAAACCGGCACCGAUUUUAAGUAGAACGCCUGGGGAGGCGAGUGGGUUGAAAGCGGCCCCCAGAAGUGGGGAAAAUACAAGGGAUGUUUUGAAAGAAUUGGGAUAUAGUGAUGAUAAUAUCAAUGAAUUGAUUGGAAAUGGAACAGUUGAGUGUUUUAAUAAGUCUAAAUAUUGAUUUUUUUUAUUUUAAUAAAUAUUGUUUUGUUUUUCUUAUGCAAUUUCAUCAA
Molecule: messenger RNA, 1406 nt
Organism: Tribolium madens (black flour beetle)
Lineage: Eukaryota; Metazoa; Arthropoda; Insecta; Coleoptera; Tenebrionidae
Product: alpha-methylacyl-CoA racemase
Exons: 3
Coding region: 218-1354 (378 amino acids)
Biological process (GO): bile acid metabolic process
Cellular component (GO): mitochondrion
Molecular function (GO): alpha-methylacyl-CoA racemase activity
Source: RefSeq, a predicted model, not a curated record